CGUGUUAUACACCAUGCUCACAAUGGUAAGAUCAAAUUUAGGCGCCUGCCAUGAGCUAACGAGAGAGAUCAUCAUCGUCGUCAUCAUCACCUAACUACGCUCCCUCGCGAUCGCUCUCGAAUGGAAUAUGCCAAGAUGAUGCGUCCUUCUCCGAGGAAGGUUCUUUGUGUUGUAAUGUAUUUUGCAUCGGCUGCCUUCAUCUGUCUCAUCACGCGAGAGUUUUAUCUCCAUUUUGACUACGAGAGGGUCGUCUUCCCAGUGGCAAAGCCCCUGGUCUGUAAUCAUACCAGGUCUAUACAUCGAAAUGGACCAGGUGGCUCACGACCGCCAGGGACAGAGAGCAAAACGGAAAUAUCAGAUGUUUUUAUUGGAGUGAAAACAACUCGGAAAUAUCACAGCAGUAGGCUGCAACUCAUCUUAGAUACAUGGUAUUCAUUGGCUCCCGAAGAGAUCUAUUUUUUCACCGAUGUAGAUGAUUCAGAAUUACAAGAAAAAACUAAUGGUCAUAUGGUCAACACAGGAUGUGGACAAGGAUAUGCAAUGUUGACCCUAUGCUGUAAAUUGUCAAUUAUAAUCAGUAUGUUCCAUGAAACCAGUAAAAGAUGCAAAUGGACAGAGAGAGUUUGCCAUUGA
Lytechinus pictus (painted urchin) is the source of this 633-nucleotide messenger RNA. RefSeq names its product fringe glycosyltransferase-like. NCBI's taxonomy places the organism in Eukaryota, Metazoa, Echinodermata, Echinoidea, Temnopleuroida, Toxopneustidae. The record is from RefSeq and is a predicted model, not a curated record. Gene Ontology annotation, molecular function: glycosyltransferase activity. Bases 121 to 633 code for a protein of 170 amino acids. The transcript has 5 exons. Gene Ontology annotation, cellular component: membrane.